This is a messenger RNA of Cuculus canorus (common cuckoo), 2222 nucleotides long. It is a transcript of the gene TK1, whose product is annotated as thymidine kinase 1. Gene Ontology annotation, biological process: thymidine metabolic process. The record is from RefSeq and is a predicted model, not a curated record. The transcript has 7 exons. NCBI's taxonomy places the organism in Eukaryota, Metazoa, Chordata, Aves, Cuculiformes, Cuculidae. The coding region runs from base 141 to 812 and encodes 223 amino acids. Gene Ontology annotation, molecular function: ATP binding; thymidine kinase activity.
GCCCGCGCUCCGAUUGGCUGGCGCGGCAGCGCGAAGCCUCCUUUGAAUGGCCGGCGGGGAAUCACGUGGGCGCGAGGCGCCCUCUGAUUGGCUGGCGCGACUCCGCGGCGCGCGCGGGUGUCGCUCUGUACGGUGCCGCCAUGAGCUGCCUCGCCGUGCCUGGCGUCCACCCCGGCUCGCCUAGCCGCCCGCGGGGCCAGAUCCAGGUGAUCUUCGGGCCCAUGUUCUCUGGGAAGAGCACAGAGCUGAUGCGGCGGGUGCGGCGGUUCCAGCUCGCGCAGUACCGGUGCCUGCUGGUGAAGUAUGCCAAGGACACGCGCUACAGCACCUCCGGCCUCUCCACACAUGACAGGAACACCAUGGAGGCCCUGCCAGCGUGCCUGCUCAAGGACGUGUACCAGCAGGCACUGGGCGCUGCGGUCAUCGGCAUUGACGAGGGCCAGUUCUUCCCAGACAUUGUGGAGUUCUGUGAGAUGAUGGCCAAUGCAGGGAAAACCGUCAUCGUUGCUGCUCUCGAUGGGACUUUCCAGAGAAAGGCUUUUGGAAGCAUUCUGAACCUGGUCCCGCUGGCAGAGAGCGUGGUGAAGCUGAAUGCUGUAUGCAUGGAGUGCUACCGCGAUGCCUCCUACACAAAGAGGCUGGGAGCAGAGAGGGAGAUUGAAGUGAUUGGAGGAGCAGACAAGUACCACUCUGUCUGUCGAGCCUGCUACUUCCACAAGCGGCCUCAGCAGUUGGGGCUGGAAAACAAGGAGAAUGUGCCCAUGGGGGUGAAGCAGCUGGAAGUGGCUGUCUCCCGGAAGAUCUUUACUUAACUGCUGGGCUUUCACAUGGGAAACACCAAGAGGAAGGAAGCUAAAUGUCUCCUAGUUGCAAGAUCUGUCUUGCUCUGCUUUUAGCCAAACUCUUAACUGCCUUAGCUCUGCCUGCCAAGCCACUGUUCCUCUGCACGAGCACCGUGGAAGGGGAGGAUUGACUGGACCUGAUACCAGGGUAGGGCUGAGGCAGAAGCCUGACUGAAAUUGAGUUCCUUUCUCAGAAGCCGGAAAAGAGGCAGGUGUAGUUACUGAUGCUGCCGUACUAACAAGUCCUGGAAAACCCUCAUGGCAAGCCAGGCUGCGGGGCUUCCAUCACUCACCGUAGUUCUGGCCUGCUCUCCUGGCUUCUGCCUGUGUUCAGAUGGACACUGGUGGCUGGCUUACUUGUCUGGGAGAGCAACCGUUUCUUUCUCUCUUGUGUACUGUUGCUAAAUUCUAGAUUUCUUAAGACAAUGUACAGUAACUCGGUAUUUUAAACCCACUUCCUUUUUUAACACAGUCUGAGGAGAUAGCUCGUUCCUUGUUGUAGAGCUGUGGCACAACUUUUAAACUGACACAUAUAACAGCAGCCUGGCCCCUAGCACAGUCCCUUUGAACAGCUGUCCAUGACUGGUCUGUUUGGCAUUAUGCUCACUCAGUGUAGCUGUGCUGUACAGCUUUUGUUGAAACAGCAGAGGGGAAAUGAAGGCUUGGCUUGAUGGCCUGACAGCAGGCUCCUGGCUUUUGAAUGCACAAGGGCCAGCAGUAGUCUUUGUGCUAAGGCAGAGUCCUUUUAGAAGAGCUGCACUUCACUUGAGGAAGAGUCACUGCUCCAAAAUCAGGGAGGUUUUGCUCAGGUCCAAGCUCAGUGGUGCCAGUCCAGUGCUGAUGCACCAGGGAAGGGUUUAGAGGCUAAAGGCUUAAUCUGUAAAGGUCUGGGCUACUUUUCCUGUGAAGAUCUCUGCUUUGAGUGGAAGGUUCUCAACUCUAGUCAUGUAUCUUGCUCCCCUUUGAACCUCCCAAAAAUUCCUGAGGCCGAUUCUUCCUUUGCUGAAGAUUGACUGGAGGAUCCUUUUCCCUCAUUGUUUGACUGGGCUUUUGGAAGGUUCUUCUUCCUCUUUCUCCUUGCAAAAAUGCUUUUCCCUGUAAGGUCCAAGUAGUAGCUCUUGGUUCUGACCAGGUCCAAUCUCCAUGUGCAAAUGCAGUGCUCUCUGUUGGCCUCUUCCCUGGAAGGGUACAAGAGUUGUUGGGAAACCACUGCUCCUUCUGUGUUACUCAAAGUAAUGACAGCUGCAUAGCUCACAAACACUUCAGUGCCCACAAACACUCAGUGCCAGGCCUGGGCUUUCUCUUGGGGACAGGGAAGGCAGCACAGCUACUGGGUUAGGUUAAUAAACUAAGGAAUCACCUCUGUGUGUUUUGUACCAG